UUGAAGUUCUUGCGACGUCACGUGACACUGUAAAGUCACGUGCGUUUCUGCACCAAGUCCAGUAUUCUUCAGCUCAUCUCCGAGCUCAGCGCUGCUUAGAGAGUGAGGCUCAGGUCACGUGAUUCUGCUCGCGUUCGGAGGACCAUGGGACCCCCAUAUUGCAUAACAUUAAGAGCUGUGCAAGAAGCUCAGAGAAGAAUCCAGGGCUUAGUUCAUACCACUCCAGUAAUGACAUGUUCCAGUCUGGAUGCGCUCAGUGGACGCAAGCUUUUCUUUAAGUGUGAAUUACUGCAGAAGACGGGCUCAUUCAAGAUACGAGGGGCAUUAAAUGCAGUUAAGAGUCUACCGUCAGAUAAAUGUACUGCGGUCGUGACUCACUCCAGCGGCAACCAUGGACAGGCGUUGGCUCUGGCAGCACAAUCUAUGGGAAUUCCUGCACAUGUAGUAGUUCCAACCACGGCUGCCGCAUGUAAGAAAGCUGCAAUCCUUAGGUUUGGUGCUUUGAUUGUGGACUGUGAACCGACUGAUAAGUCCCGAGCAGAAGUGGCAGCCAAAACAUUAGAGAAGACCGGAGGGGUUUUAAUUCAUCCAAAUCAGGACCCAGCCGUCAUUGCAGGUCAAGGAACCAUCGGACUUGAAAUAUUAGAACAGGUGCCAGGACUGGAGGCCUUGGUCGUACCUGUGGGAGGGGGUGGCAUGGUGGCUGGAAUAGCUGUUGCUGUCAAGGCAAUAAAACCAGAUGUAAAAAUUUAUGCCGCGGAACCUCUUAAUGCAGACGACUGCUACCGUUCAAAGAAGAGCGGCGUUUUGACUCCCAAUCUACAGCCUCCAAUCACCAUAGCUGAUGGCGUGAAAUCAAGCAUUGGACCAAACACCUGGCCAAUUAUACGUGACCUGGUGGAUGAUGUGUUCACAGUCACAGAGGAUGAAAUUAAGAGUGCUACACGGUUGGUGUGGGAAAGGAUGAAACUUCUGAUUGAGCCUACAGCAGGCCUGGGUCUGGCCGUCAUUCUCUCUAGUCAAUUCCAGGAGAUAGGAAGAGAUGUACAGAACAUUGGUGUGGUGCUGUGCGGAGGCAACGUGGACCUCGCCACCCUUCACUGAACAGCUGGAAGCCACACACACCUGGGAACAUUACCAUUUGCCGUAGAGAAUGACACUACAUUUCGGUUCCUUAAUUUUUAUAUAAUUCACACAUCUACAAUGUUGGAAUAUAAAAUAAAUAAGUCCUUUUAAGGCACCAA
Molecule: messenger RNA, 1244 nt
Organism: Bufo gargarizans (Asiatic toad)
Lineage: Eukaryota; Metazoa; Chordata; Amphibia; Anura; Bufonidae
Gene: SRR
Product: serine racemase
Exons: 8
Coding region: 145-1104 (319 amino acids)
Biological process (GO): L-serine metabolic process; D-serine biosynthetic process; pyruvate biosynthetic process
Molecular function (GO): ATP binding; magnesium ion binding; pyridoxal phosphate binding
Source: RefSeq, a predicted model, not a curated record